Molecule: messenger RNA, 381 nt
Organism: Medioppia subpectinata
Lineage: Eukaryota; Metazoa; Arthropoda; Arachnida; Sarcoptiformes; Oppiidae
Source: the annotation of a GenBank genome assembly
UUUAAAUUCAUUUGACAUAACAAUCAGAGUUUAAACCCCGACCGGUGACUCAUAGGGUGACUAAACACGGGGUGCGUCAAGUAAUUUGAACCAAGAUCACCAGAAAAAAAUAGCGUUACCAACAUGCUCGAGGAAAGUACCGGAAAUUUUAGCGCUACCCGUAAUGUGUACGACUGGUACCAGACGGCGACUCACGUGAUACUCAACAUAAUGAUCAAGAAUCUGAAGGAGUCGGACGUGAAGGUGAAACUGAUCGACGAGACACUAGACGUGUCCUGUAGUCUCGCCGACGGCAAUGAAUUCAAACUACACUUCAAUCUCUUUAAAUCGAUUUAUGUGUCGGAAAGCAAUUGGACGGUCAGUCCGUCCAAACUGGAGGUG